CCGUCAAGGUAUCCAAACAAGACUACAGACUGGCUCUUGUACAAUAUUAUUGAUGUUGACCUGUUUAAGACUAACAAUACCCCCAAAACCACAGCAGCAGUUGCAAAACAUCAGAUGGACAUGAUGUUGUUAAAAGACGAUGAGUCAAGACAAAUUUAGAGGAAGUAUAAAAAUUAGAAGACAGUCAGAGUUGACAGGCGUUACAGAGAAGAAGACACAGAAUUUACUCCUCAGCCUCGGUACAAGAAGGAUUUCUUGCCAGAGCCUUCUUUCUGUGACGGUCAACUUGUUCGUCUGCAACCUAGCGCAUCUGUAGAAUGCGUCUAUGCAGAAGGAUUGUCUGCUGCUUGCCUCUGAUGGCUUUGAUCUUAGGGAUAUUUAAACUGAUUAGCAACCAACUGCAACAUGAGUCUUCUGUGGAUAUUCACUACCGAACACAGAGCAUUCCUUACGGUCAGCAUGAAUACGGAUUAUGGGAAUCUGUGCAGCAACAUAUCCACUAUAGAAGGAAAGAGACCGUUGUCAGGCAGCUCACAAAAAAUAACUGCACAUGUGAAAAGGACGCGGUGACAUUGAAGACUCUUCUCAACUGGGACUUUGUCUCCGAUCUGGAGUUUGCCUAUAACGCAGGAGAACGCCAAGAGGUGAAGCAAAGGAGAGAGAAAGAGUAUCAGCACUUUCUACAAAGGACGAAGAGCCCUGCCGAUGCUCUGCUUAUUGCCAAAGCAAACUCGCCUUUGGAAUAUCCGAUUCAAGGAGUUGAAGUGCGGCCAAUGAAAACCAUCUUAAUACCAGGUUUGAGUCUACAAGCAAAAUCGCAGCAUCUUUUUGUGGUGAAUCUAACAGCAACUUUGGGAACUUUUGACGUGGCAGCUGAGGUCGAUGAGGUGAAAAUCGAAGGUGUAGGGCAGAUGCAUCUGUCUCUGUCGAGCUCGCGAGUGGACAACCUGAACCGCCAGCUCCAGUUUGUCACCUACACCAACACCGUCUUCAACCCCAACACGGCUGACACAGUGCUGUUCGAGACAGAUGGACACCAGGCAGCGUUUACCAUCAAAAUUAGGCAUCCCGUGAUCCCGAAGCUUUAUAAUGUUAAGAGCCAAUCAGGAUAUAACGUCAGUGCAUUGGUGACUAUAGCAACCAAAACCUUCUUAAGGUACGACAAGCUGAGGGAGCUGAUAUCGAGCAUUAGGAAGUUUUAUCCCAAUGUCACCAUUGUAAUCGCAGAUGACAGUGAGAAACCAGAAAAGAUUGAAGGACCGUUUAUUGAGCAUUACAUCAUGCCAUUUAGGAAGGGUUGGUUUGCAGGGCGGAACCUGGCUGUCUCCCAGGUCAAAACAAAGUAUCUGCUCUGGGUUGAUGAUGACUUCAUCUUUGCUUCGGACACUAAGCUGGAAAAGAUGGUGGAGAUCCUGGAGAAAACAACUCUGGAUAUGGUUGGAGGCUCAGUGAGAGAGGUAACCAAAUAUUCGGCAACAUUUCAACACAAACUAAGCGUGGAGCAGGGUGGAAGAGAGGGAGACUGCUUGAAAAUCCACAAGGGAUACUACCACAAAGUAGAAGGGUUCCCCAACUGUGUUGUCACGGACGCCAUAAUUAACUUUUUCAUGGCACGGACGGAAAAGGUGCAACAGGUGGGAUUUGACCCACACAUUACAAGACAGGGACACUUGGAGUUUUUCAUCGAUGGUCUGGGCACCCUCCACAUCGGCUCUUGCAGUGACAUCAAAGUGGAUCACUCCUCCAAAAUCGUGAUGCCUUGGACAAAACAAAGCAAGAACGACAAAAUGUACAAAGAAUUGCGUUAUGUCCAGUUGACAGAAGAGGACGGUCGGUUACAAGAGAAACAGCUUUAUUUCAAGAACCGGUUUAAAUGCAUCAACAGCAGCUAAGGUGGCUUCAGGUCCUCCAAUCGGUGGGGAAAGAAAGUGCCUCAAUAUCUUGACUUUUUUUAUAGUUCACUCCCACUUCCUCCCACAGACACAGGAUACCUCACCCACAGUACCAUUGUCAAACACAGCCCUCAGGACACAGAGUGCAAAUUCACCUGUCUUCAGGGCUACUGCCAAUCCUCCUAUAAAACCUGCAACUGCAGAAGGGUGGUCAGAAGGAAAUGGUUUUACGUGGAAUUUCAAAGGACGUGCAGUGCAGAAACAGACGGCUGGCGGGUGACUGCUGGUGCUUAUGCUCGCCACCAGCCCCCCCUUUGCAUUCUAACCCCAUCAAUCUCUUUCUGUUCCAAUCUCCCCCUUUCUCUUUCACCAUCUUCCCCUUAAAUGUAUCUCCACCAUUUGUUGCAACCACUCACUACAUUCACCAACCUCUGUGUGGGACUUUAUUGAAAGUCUCCUGAAAAUGCAAACACACCACAUCCACUGGUUCUUUCUCUUCUGCUCUACUAGAUAUAUCCUCCAAUGGAUCAGUUAAGUAUGUUUUGCCUUCCAUAAAUCACGUUGUCUCUGCUCAAUCAUAAUCUUGUUUUCUAAGUGUUUUGGUAUCAGUAAUAUUUUCAAUGGAGACAUAAGAGAUUGCAGAGAACUGAUGACACAAAGCUAAGUGGGGACGUGAGGAGGGUACAAAAAGGCUUCAAGGGGAUAUAUCAAGUUCCCGUUGGCUACAACACUGCUUUAGUGUACGGGCAGAGGAUGUACCUUGCAGUUCCAGCACCAAGUACUAGUGUAACAUCUUAAUGGUAUAAACCCAGCUCCGUGAUUUCAGGUAGUGUGGUUCGAAGUACAAAAUGAAUAGCAAAUGCACAGCUGUGCCUUGGAAACCAUCUGAAAGGCAUAAGAAGGGAGGCACAGUGGCACAGCGGGUAGAGCCACUGCCUCUCAACGCCGGAGACCCGGGUUCGAUCCUGACCUCCGGCACUGUCUGUGUGGAGUUUGCACAUUCUCCCCGUGAACUGCAUGGGUUUCCUCAAACAUCCCAAAGACGUGAAGGUUGGUAGGUUAAUUGACUGCUGUAAAUUGCCUCUAGUGUAUAGGUACGUGGUAGAAUCUGGGGGGAGAUGGCAAGAAUGUGAAGAGAAUAAAAGAUGGUAAAGAAAAUUAAAAAUAGUGUAAAUAGGUGGUUUGUGGUUGGUAUGGACUUGUGGAGCUGAAGGACCUGUUUCUGUGCUGUAUCUCUCUGUAACUCCAUAAGAAUGGAAUGAGACUUGCAUUAAUAUGAGUCUAAAAACUUGCUAAGGGCUAACUACUCACAAGGUUAUGAAUGACUGUUUGUUUAGCUUGUAAAUAUUGGUCUGCACCACUAACCAUGUGGUAUGAAAUCCUGGUUGUAGUAAGCGCCUGCAUUUUUUGCAGACGCCCUCAUUUGAAUUCAGUGGUCCAGAGCCAAGGAAAUCUGUUAAGUUGCAAAAUUAAGAAGGUAAGACCCAUGUUGCCUUACAAGAAGGAAGCAACAACCCACCAUGAAGUGUGGAACCAGCAGGUCUCUUUCCAGAGCAGGGCACACAGCCUUGGUUUUAACAUCUCACCUGAAAAACAGCACCUCUGGCAGUGCAGUACUCCUUCAGUGCUGAACUGGGUGUGCCAUCCUGCAUUACUUGUGAAAGUAAACACUGGUUUCAAGGACUCAAGUGUUCGCAGAUGUUGGCUUGACUAACUGGGUAGCACUUGGGUUAUGGUUCAACUUCCACCUCAAGGAGGUGCUGUCUUCUGGAUGAAAUAUCUUCGUCACGAAACACGGAAAGGACAUAACGUAGGAGUACGCCAGUCGGUCCCUCAAGCCUGCCCUGCCAGUCGAUAUGAACAUGACCUCAACUCCUCUUUUGUGCCAAAUCCCCAUAGCCCUUCAUUUUCCCGAACAUGCAAAUACGAUCUACCUCCACCUUAAAUAUUUCUAAUAAUAAAUGACAAAGACAGACACAUUCCUUCUGCAGGAACCAGUCCUGAGUGCUGAAAUGAUAAUGGGUUAUAAAGUGAUAGCAUAAACUGACCGAUCAAAAUGUCCCCACUGGUAACUGGAUAAUUGGUGUUUAAAAUAUUAAUGCAGCGAGCUUAAUAAAGAAAUUACAAUGUCCGUUGUGGAAGAGAUGUAAAAACUAUCUGUGGGAAAAUGUCCUUUGAUUUGAAAUGCACAAUUGUACUUUGUGAUUCCAGGAGAUAUUGUAAAUGUAAUCAGGGAAUACCAAAUUGCUUGUGUUUCGUUCCGAUCAGAAUCUCCAGUAAAAAUUUUUGUAGUGUUUAUAAUG
Molecule: messenger RNA, 4195 nt
Organism: Pristis pectinata (smalltooth sawfish)
Lineage: Eukaryota; Metazoa; Chordata; Chondrichthyes; Rhinopristiformes; Pristidae
Product: beta-1,4 N-acetylgalactosaminyltransferase 1-like
Exons: 11
Coding region: 318-1892 (524 amino acids)
Biological process (GO): ganglioside biosynthetic process
Cellular component (GO): Golgi membrane
Molecular function (GO): hexosyltransferase activity
Source: RefSeq, a predicted model, not a curated record